Molecule: messenger RNA, 942 nt
Organism: Aspergillus bombycis
Lineage: Eukaryota; Fungi; Ascomycota; Eurotiomycetes; Eurotiales; Aspergillaceae
Product: DNA replication protein YHM2
Exons: 5
Coding region: 1-942 (313 amino acids)
Biological process (GO): mitochondrial citrate transmembrane transport; alpha-ketoglutarate transport
Cellular component (GO): mitochondrion
Molecular function (GO): tricarboxylate secondary active transmembrane transporter activity
Source: RefSeq, a predicted model, not a curated record
AUGGAUGUGCAAAAAGCAUUACCCAAGAGCCCUGUAGCUCUUCCUUUAGAAGAGGCGGGCGAGAAAAGGAGAAGGAUCCCUCUCCGAAACUUAGGGGUUGGGGCCUUGAUGAAUAUAUUUCAGGUUACCACCCUUGGUCAGCCGAUGGAGGUUUUAAAAACACAUCUCGCUGCCAACAGACAUGACACAUUAAGGGCUGCCGUACAGAAGACGUGGCUCCGCGGGGGACCGCUUGCCUUUUAUCAAGGCUUGAUACCUUGGGCUUGGCUGGAAGCCUCUACUAAAGGGGCGAUACUCAUUAUCACGUCGACUGAGAUUGAACACCAUGCUAAGAUGAAGCUUGGUGCUUCACCUGCUGUCUGUGGUGCCCUAGGAGGAAUCGGAGGUGGGGUUGCACAAGCCUACCUGACCAUGGGGAUGACCACCUGUAUGAAGACUGUAGAAAUGACACGGACGAAGAUGUCAGUAAACGGUGCUAAGGUGCCGGGGACGUUGGAGAUAUUCUUUAAGAUUAUCCGCGAACAGGGGAUACGAGGGGUGAACAAGGGAGUAAACGCCGUUGCAUUACGCCAGAUCACCGGUUGGUCAUCGAGGAUCGGGAUUGCUCGAUUUGCAGAGGAACAGAUUCGCUGGAUGAGCGGGAAAGGCAAAGAGGAAAAGCUUGGUUUUGGUGAAAAGAUCCUAGCCUCCACGAUUGGAGGUGCUCUAAGUUGCUGGAAUCAGCCCUUUGAGGUCCUUCGAGUGGAAAUGCAAUCAAUGAAAGAGGAACCUGGCCGAGCAGCUCGUCCAACAAUGAUGUCUACUCUAAAGAAGAUUGUCCACACUUCAGGAGUCCAGGGCCUCUUCCGAGGUGUUGUGCCACGAAUCGGCGUAGCUGGCUGGGCUACUAUCUGCAUGGUUGGGCUUGGAGAUAUGGUGAAAGAAUUUGUAAACCGAUACUAA